UAGAGCAGUGUACGCGCGAGCUCUAGCUGAAGGUGGACGCGGGUCUGCGCGCGCUCCAAUCAACACAUAUUUUGGAGUCAGGUUUUUUAAUUAGAGCACGCGUGCCGCAUCCUGCAGCUCCACUUAACGCGUGCGUGUGGCGCGUGUGCGGGUUGGAGUGAGCGUGCGAGUCUAGUGAAAGUGUGUGUGUGUGUGUGUGUGUUUGUCCUGGGAGAGAGGCUCUGGGCUGAAGGUGCGCCUGAGCCUCCUGUCUCGUCUCCCCUCCAUCGCCUCGCGCGCAGGUGCCACGUUCCUAACGUGCCGAGAGGCUUAAAGCGCGCGCAUCACGCAGACGCCAUGGCGGAGGAGCCGCAGCGCGGGGACACACACCAGCAGCCGGAGUGUGUGAGCGGACAGAGGGAGGCAGAUAAAGAGCCAGACAAAGAGGGAGAGGGGGAAGGAAAGAGAGAAGGAGAGAAAGAGGGAGAGGGAUCCGGAGACACUUUCACCAUGGACCAGGAGAUGAAGAUCAGCGACGUGGAAGAUAAAGAUCUUCUAGAAAGCAGUCUGCGUCUAAAACCCCAUGAGGCUCAAAGUUAUCGGAAGAAGGCAUUGUGGGUAUCGUGGGUGUCCAUCGUGGUGACGCUAAUCCUCGCCAUUGCUGCAUUCACUGUUUCCGCAAUGAGAAGCAGUGCCUCUGCGUUUGGCUUUGCUUUUGACGCCACACUAGAUGUGCUGAGCUCCAUCAUCGUGUUGUGGCGUUACAGCAACGCAGCAGCUGUGCACUCUGCCCACAGAGAGUACAUAGCUUGUGUGGUUUUGGGGGUGGUGUUUAUCCUGUCUGCUCUAACCAUCCUGGUUAAGGCCAUCCAUGCUCUCGCCACCAAAGUGCUCCCCGAAGUGGACGACUUCCUCUACAGCGUGUCAGUGCUCAGCGGCCUGGUGUGCACAAUUCUGGCUGUGUUAAAGUGCAUGCUGGGUAAAGUGCUCACCAGCAGGGCACUCAUCACUGACGGCUUUAACUCAUUGGUGGGCGGAGUCAUGGGUUUCUCCAUCCUCAUCAGCGCUGAAGUGUUUAAGCACAACCCGAAGGUUUGGUAUUUGGACGGCGCCAUUGGCGUACUGAUUGGACUCAUCAUCCUCGCUUAUGGCGUCAAGCUGCUGAUUGACAUGGUCCCUCGAGUGAGACAGACCAGACACUACGAGCGCUUUGAGUAGGAUCAACAGCGCACAGUGGAGACUGGACUCUAUCUGCAUACACCCACGUACACUUUGAAGAGACUCUUGCAAAGAAGGGAAACACUCACCCACGCACAAACACUCCCAUACAUAUAAUAAACACACACACACACACACACAUAUAUAUAUAUAUAUAUAUAUAUAUACACACACACACAGAGAAUGCACAAUGCGUCACAGCAACCUCUCAUCAUCUCCAAUAUCAACCUUGCUCUGUGAAGACGCUCUGAGGAAGACAAGGACGAAGUAGAACAAGAACAGGAAACAAGAACAGAACAGGAACAGGAACAAAAGUCUUGAAGAUAUGCAACUGGGUCAUGGAAGAAUUCUUCAUGGGUGUGUCCAAGUGUUUAAAAAAAAAUAUACUGCAGCUGAUCUUGAUCACAUUUUAAAAAGGACACCACCUGUCUUAACAACACCGAGCUACUGAGAGUGUGUUCGUGCGUAUUUAUCAUUAGUGAAGAUGACAAAGCUUCUUGCAGUGAAAACACACCUGCUCUUAUACACUCAUUACCUGUGGCUGGGAGUAUCAGAGACUGAGGUGUCUGAGAAAGAAGAAGAAGGAAAGAGAACGCGAGAGAGGGAGAGAGAGAGAAACAGAGAUGGUAUCUUGGACACAAAACUAUAUUUAGCAUUCAUUCAUCUUCAGCAGGAUCCUUGUGUGCACCUCGAGCGACAAAUGAAGAAGCAGCUGCCGUGCUGUUACAGUAAUUCGAAUCCCGCCUCAUCUGGACAUUUUUCUUCCUUAAAUGUGAUUACAGGGUGUGGAUUUCUUUGCCGGGUGGACGUCUACCUCUUUAUAAGCCCGCCAGUUGCAAGAAGAUCACAUCCUGCAGCUCAUACACUAAAAAUGGACAGAUAUGAUAAAGUAUCAAAAGUAGAACAGAAAAAAUGUAAUUGAACCAACGGGUACAAGAAGCACACUCAUACACAGCUGUCCAAACUGGAACAUCUGAGAGCUAGAACAGCACAGAAAGAUUAGCACAACGUUAUUAAAUCUUAAUAGUGUACAUAACACACUCAUAUUAGUUACAACUACAAGGUUUAAUUUUUAAUGGUUAUAUAUAAUUAUACAAUGUUUAUUGUAGAUUUGCUGGUAGUAGUAAACAUUCGAAUUUGAGAAAUAUGUGACGUAAUUAAUGUAAAUGAUCUAAAUUAGCUACGAGAAUUUGCCAAUGUUAGGUGACGUGGCUGGCGUACACGUUAGAAUGGUGCCGUCGUGUGUUACGUUCGAUUAUCUCAAAGCAAGAUAUCUUCUGAUGCAUUUCAAGUAUUGUCCGUUUACGUACAGAUUACACGAAUGAGUGUGUGUACGGUGAUUAGCACAGCUCUGCUUACAGCACUGGUUUCAGGACACACGUCAAAAAAAAGUCCACAGUUUAGUGAAAAAUCGUUGGUUACCAUAGUGUGUGAUGUCAGUUUCAAGGAAAUUAGCCAGGUAUUCUGAGAAAACGUGUUACUAGUGAAUAAACUGCUGAUCAAGUCACAGAGCUACAAACUUAUGAAUGUACUUAUGAAUAUAAUUCCCUUUAUUUGUACUGUAUGCACACAACAUUUGUUUCGUUUCAUGAGUAUUAACCCCUCAAACUCCCAAGAUCAAGACUUACAUUCCUCUCAUAACAGCAUACUUUUUUAAAAAUUCAGCUCAAUUUUAUUUGUAUAACCCGUCUUUUAAAACACGUAAUCACAAAGCAGAUAGUAGAUCUAGAUGUAAAUUGUAAAUCAUUACAGUAUACAGGUGUAGAAGACUGAACUCCGAAAGUGUUCAAUAUGAGUAUAUUGUGAAUAAGAGUCCUGGGAUGAGCACAGGACAGUCUUUAUGAUUACAGCAGCAGUUUUUCAGUAUCUAAAGCUACAGUAUCUAGAUCCAGAUCCAGCAAGGGUGAAUUAUGGGCAUAAACCGUUUCAGGGAAGUUCUUUAGGGUGUCCACUUUUUCACAAAUAAGCAGAAAACCCUUGUUUUUGCCGCAAUCUUCAUUUUUUUUUUCUGGUUUUCCAGUCAUUUUUGUUGAGUAGCAUUCACGUUUCCAUUCCUAAAUCAUUAAAACAAGUGACAGCUAGUUCUAGCUAGUUCUAGCUAGUCUAGCUAGCGGCUAGCAUGAGGCUUAUGUAACUUAAGUAACACUCAAUUUCACAGUCUUUAUAGAGUUUCAUUGAAGAUAACAUUAUUUUAUUUAUAAACAUUAAUUCACUUACUUAAAAAUAAAUCAAAACACCUCAUGAAUGCUAAUUCAAACUAGUCCAGUUAGAGGCUAGUAUUAUGCUAAUGUAACGUGUAACACAUAUGUUCCCAUUUCAUGUUUUUUUUUUUUUUUAAAGACUUUUAUAAGGAUAAAAUUGCUUUAUUUAUUUAUUUCUCACUUGGUUAUUUCUGAUAUUCUCACAUGAAAUCACCUAAAGCAUGCUAAUUCUAGCCAGGAACUAGCAUUAGGCUUAUGUGGCUUAUGGAACAUCUCACAUUUCUUGUUUUUUUUUUUUUUUUUUUUUUUUUUUAAGAGAUUUAUGAAGGAUAACAUUGAUUUAUUUAUUCAUUUGUCAUUUACAAAACAUUAAACCACCUUAAGAAUGCUACUUGUCGCUAGUCUAGCUAGCAUUAGGCUUGUGUAGCUUAUGUAACAGCUCACAUUUCAUCGUUUUACUAAUUUAAUAAUUUACUUUCUCACUUAAAAUCAUCAAAUCUCCUCAUGAACGCUAAUUCUUGCUAGUUAGCUACAUUCGCUAAAUUCUUUCAAACUGACCACACAGUUAGAAAUCUCAUCAAACUUAAAGUCUGGUAAAUGACACUACAACGUCAGUGGGUGUUUUUCUACUGUAAAAUUUUAUCUAGGACUGAACCGUGUCCCAAAACAUCCAGCCCAUUCUAUUGUGUUAUUUGUUAGCACACAAAGUGGUGUCGCUAUUAUUGCACAUGUGAGGCCUUACCCUCGACCCUAGAGGAAUGUGAAGUUUCGUCUUGUCAUUUUUAGCCUUUUCAGAUGUAUAUUUGGGACUUUUGUCAGGUAUCUGAGCGUCACAUGUAGCAAAUAUAACUAUAUGUAGUGGCCAUGGGUGCACUAGUGAUCGUAGCUAGUCAACUUUUACGUGCAAUAGAGUGAGUCUUGCGUUUUCUGGUAAUAUAGUAAUGCGUUGCAUUGCUCUUUGGUGUAAAUCUUUUGGAACUAGAUACUGUGUGCACAACAAGGUCAAUAGAUUGUGACUCAUUUCUGAAGAUGUAUAUUUUCGUAGGGAUUUCCUGUGGUCCAAUGCUGUGGAGUUCUUUGCCAGGAACACUGACUUGCUCAAACACACAGCCAUGCAAAUGACAUGUUUAGUUUGCACAAUGUGUGGUUAAGACUUACACAAGCCCGAAGGCGUCUCUGCAUGACUUCAAUUCUCACCUGUGUGUGACAGAUACUGGCAAGGAGCCCCUAGAUAUAUACAUAUACAUAUACACUCCUAUAUAUAUAUGCUGCUUUAGAGUGCACAUAGAUAUUAUAUUGAAAUUUCUGUUGUCACAGAAAGAGUUUAUUGAAAAAUAAAGAUAUAUCCAGCGUAUUCAUCAAAAACAAAAAAAAUGAGACUUCUUUUUUUUUUUAAAAUUCAUUAUGUCCUCUAAUCUUCUAUCACUGUCAUGACAUGAAACACACAAAGCAGGUGUGAUGAAAAGGUUGACACGUGUGGGGGGGGGGAACAAGAAACAACAAAGCAAGGGGAUAAAAAAUAGCAGUAAACCAAAUCUUGCAUUUGCAUCAAUACUUUGCGUAAUUACUGAGCCUAAAGCAUUUCUAAUCUCAUUAAAUAAAGUUGUAAUGAAUGACUGGCCUGUUCAUCACGAGUGCACCUUUCACGCUCCAGCAACAACUGUAAACAAAUACAAAAGCAUAUCGAACUUUACAUUUCUACCCACCACCAGUUUUGGCAAAAAACGAUC
Molecule: messenger RNA, 5128 nt
Organism: Pangasianodon hypophthalmus (striped catfish)
Lineage: Eukaryota; Metazoa; Chordata; Actinopteri; Siluriformes; Pangasiidae
Gene: tmem163b
Product: transmembrane protein 163b
Exons: 8
Coding region: 337-1197 (286 amino acids)
Cellular component (GO): synaptic vesicle membrane
Molecular function (GO): zinc ion binding
Source: RefSeq, a predicted model, not a curated record